UUACAGUGCAGUAAAAGUCUUUUCGAUUGAAAUAAUGUUUUUUAUUUAAUACCAUCUCAUUACAGUACUACUUCAAAACACAUGCAAUAUGUCGAGACAUUUAACAGAUGAACAAAUUGAAGAGCUGAGAGAAGCUUUUCACAUUAUAGAUCAGGAUGGUGAUGGAAGAAUUACACCUAGGGAAUUGGAAAAUGUAAUGCGUGUUGUUGGUCAGUUUCCAACAGAAAGUGAAAUUCUGGUUAUGAUCAAUCACUUUGACACAACAGGUAAUGGUAUGAUUGAUUUUAACGAUUUUGUAGCAAUGAUGUCUACUGAAAUGAGGGCGUCUGAUUUGGAAGCAGAAACGCGGGAAGCUUUCAAUAUCCUUGAUUUUGAUGGUAACGGAUAUAUUGCACAUGAAGAACUGAAAUAUGUUAUCGCUAAUUUAGGAAUGGACUUAACAGAUGAAGACAUAGAGAAUAUGAUACUGGAGGUUGAUACUGAUGGUGAUGGUCAAAUUAGUUAUGAAGAAUUUUCUAGACUUUUUUAUUCUGCAUACAGGGAAUAGAAUCAUCUAUUAUUUUCACAUCUCAUACAUACUACAUCUUAUGGAAUAAUACAAGACCUAAAUUUAUUAGUUUAAUAUGUGAAAAAAUUCCUUAAAAUUAAAAAUGUCGCCUUAAAAGAUGACAAUGUGCAAAGUGCAUGGUCUUUAGGAUAAAAUAUGGGUGAUAUAUUUCAUACUGCAUAAUACUGUUUACAGUUACCGUGGAAAUUCAAGUUCAAUAUUUGCAGACAGAAAAAACAAAUUUAAAACACAUGAGUAUUUUUAUGCGUACUACAUUAAUGUUUAAAUAGGUGGUAA
Teleopsis dalmanni is the source of this 844-nucleotide messenger RNA. RefSeq names its product calmodulin-A-like. The record is from RefSeq and is a predicted model, not a curated record. NCBI's taxonomy places the organism in Eukaryota, Metazoa, Arthropoda, Insecta, Diptera, Diopsidae. Gene Ontology annotation, molecular function: calcium ion binding. The coding region runs from base 89 to 547 and encodes 152 amino acids. The transcript has a single exon.